AUGGCGGAAACAGCAACCAUGACAGUCCGCGACAUCGUCACCGAUCCUUCCUUGCUACCAGUCCUCCAAAUCAGCGCAAACGCACACAACGAAUGCCAAAAACUCCUGCAACUAAUCGAUCCCACCAAUCCCGCUACAGCAUCAAGCAGCAACCCCCCGUCCCAAGAAUUGAUCCUCGCAAUCUCCAAACAACAAAAGGUUUUAUAUUCGCUUCUCGCACAACUGCGCGGCCUCAACCGCGAUGCCGUUUUGCGCGUCCGCGAGACGAAGCAAAUUACCGCCGAAGCACGACAAGAAAUCGACCGGCUUCAUCUACAGCUACAAAACCUGUACUAUGAGCAGAAGCAUCUGAUGGGUGAAAUUGCUGCUUGUGAAUCCUACGAUCAUAAAUAUCUCUCCCUCCCGCUCAUCCCCGAAGAAGAAUUCCUCGCCCUAUUCCCCGAACACGCCUCGUCCGAUGCACACGAACUAAUGAUCGCGCGCAUCAAACACGAACAUGACGAGCGCGAAAAGCUAGAGCAAGCCAGACAGGAACUCUUAAAACGAAAACAGGCUCUGAUCGCAGAGAACAAGAAACGAAAGGACGAUUUAGCGAAUUUGGAUGCUGAUUUGGAGCGGUUUAUUGAUGCGGCAAAACCGAUUCAGAAGAUUUUCGAAAAGGAGUAUUAG
Molecule: messenger RNA, 669 nt
Organism: Talaromyces amestolkiae
Lineage: Eukaryota; Fungi; Ascomycota; Eurotiomycetes; Eurotiales; Trichocomaceae
Exons: 3
Coding region: 1-669 (222 amino acids)
Biological process (GO): positive regulation of DNA-templated transcription, elongation; mRNA export from nucleus
Cellular component (GO): THO complex part of transcription export complex
Molecular function (GO): mRNA binding
Source: RefSeq, a predicted model, not a curated record